Gossypium arboreum is the source of this 3778-nucleotide messenger RNA. Its product is annotated as importin subunit beta-1-like. NCBI's taxonomy places the organism in Eukaryota, Viridiplantae, Streptophyta, Magnoliopsida, Malvales, Malvaceae. The transcript has 3 exons. Gene Ontology annotation, molecular function: nuclear import signal receptor activity; small GTPase binding. Gene Ontology annotation, cellular component: cytoplasm; nucleus. The record is from RefSeq and is a predicted model, not a curated record. Bases 312 to 2918 code for a protein of 868 amino acids. Gene Ontology annotation, biological process: protein import into nucleus.
AAAUCUUAAUAAUCAAAUUGUCCGGUCCCUAUAGAAAACAGUCGUUCAACUUUAUAACUGGGCCCAGAUGUGCAACCAAUUGAAAUUAACACAAAAUGUUAAAUCGGAUUGGAUAAAUUUUUUUACGGACUUGAAUCAGGAUUCAAAUCCGCUUCUGCCUCUAUUCCCCUUUUUGUUCUUCAUUUCCUUUGUUUUCCCUCUCCAAAUUUCUAGGGUUUUUAUUAAGCACAGCUGCUUCUGACCUGCUUGAUCGGUGAAAGCUAAAUUCAGCAUCAACUUUCGUGAUUUUAAGCUUUCAGAAAUAUUAGGGGAUGGAAGUUACACAGGUGCUUUUCAAUGCGCAAUCUAUAGAUGGAACUGUUCGGAAGAAUGCUGAAGAAAGCCUGAAACAGUUCCAGGAGCAGAACCUUCCUGGUUUCUUGCUUUCACUUUCUGGAGAGUUGGCAAAUGAGGAAAAACCUAUUGAAACACGUAAACUAGCUGGUUUGAUACUUAAAAAUGCAUUGGAUGCUAAGGAGCAGCACAGAAAAUUUGAGCUUGUUCAAAGAUGGUUGUUGUUGGAUGCUACUGCAAAGAGCCAGAUUAAGGCAUGCUUAUUACAGACUUUGUCUUCUCCAGUAUUCGAUGCUCGUUCAACUACAUCUCAAGUCAUUGCAAAGGUUGCUGGCAUUGAGCUGCCCCAAAAACAGUGGCCAGAAUUGAUAGGUUCCCUUUUAUCAAAUGUUCAUCAGAUCCCAGCUCAUGCUAAGCAAGCCACUUUGGAGACGCUUGGCUAUUUGUGUGAGGAGGUCUCCCCUGAUGUUAUUGAUCAAGAUCAAGUAAAUAAAAUACUUACGGCUGUAGUUCAAGGUAUGAGUGCAUCUGAAGGAAAUAUUGAUGUGAGGCUUGCAGCUACCAGAGCACUUUACAAUGCACUCGGAUUUGCUCAAGCGAAUUUCAGCAAUGACAUGGAGCGUGAUUAUAUCAUUAGAGUUGUCUGUGAAGCAACUUUGUCCCCUGAAGUGAGGAUAAGGCAGGCUGCUUUUGAGUGUUUGGUCUCCAUUUCUUCAACUUACUAUGAGAAAUUAACACCUUACAUCCAAGAUAUUUUUAACAUCACAUCAAAGGCUGUUAGGGAAGAUGAAGAACCUGUUGCUCUUCAAGCCAUUGAAUUCUGGAGUUCAAUAUGUGACGAGGAGAUAGAUAUUUUGGAAGAAUAUGGAGGUGAAUUCACUGGGGACUCUGAUGUACCUUGCUUUUACUUUAUCAAGAAGGCACUCCCCGCUCUUGUUCCUAUGCUGUUGGAGACACUGUUAAAGCAGGAAGAAGAUCAAGAUCAGGAUGAAGGGGCUUGGAAUAUUGCAAUGGCUGGGGGAACAUGUCUUGGUUUGGUUGCGCGGACUGUGGGAGAUGAUAUCGUCCCUCUUGUUGUGCCAUUUGUUGAGGAGAAUAUAAUGAAACCAGAGUGGAGGCAGCGGGAGGCAGCAACUUAUGCUUUCGGUUCAAUCUUGGAUGGCCCUUCUCCUGAAAAGUUAAUACCUCUUGUGAAUGUAGCUCUUACCUUCAUGCUCAGUGCUUUGACAAAGGACCCCAAUAGCCAAGUCAAAGACACUACUGCCUGGGCCCUUGGACGUAUUUUUGAAUUCCUUCUUGGUUCGGCUGUAGAUUUGCCCAUCAUCACUCAGGCAAAUUGCCAACAGAUAGUCACAGUUCUGCUACAGAGUAUGAAGGACACUCCAAAUGUUGCUGAGAAAGCCUGUGGUGCUCUCUAUUUUCUUUCUCAAGGUUACGAGGGUGAGGGUGAAUCAUCUCCUCUAACUCCUUUUUUCCAGGAAAUUGUCCAGUCCCUCCUCACUGUCACUCACCGAGAAGAUGUUGGGGACUCCCGGCUGAGGACUGCUGCCUAUGAAACUUUGAAUGAGGUGGUGAGGUGUUCAACCGUUGAGACAGCUCCAUUGGUAUUGCAAUUGGUGACUGUCAUCAUGAUGGAACUUCAUAACACACUUGAGAGCCAGAAACUCUCAUCUGAUGAAAGAGAAAAACAGAGUGAAUUGCAAGGCCUUCUUUGUGGUUGUUUACAAGUCAUUAUUCAGAAGCUUGGUUCAUCAGAGACAACCAAGUACGCAUUCAUGCAGUAUGCAGAUCAGAUCAUGGGACUUUUCCUUAGGGUUUUUGCUUGUAGGAGUGCUACCGUACAUGAGGAGGCCAUGCUUGCUAUUGGAGCUCUUGCUUAUGCAAUAGGAGCAGAUUUUGCAAAAUACAUGCCGGAGUUUUAUAGGUACUUGGAGAUGGGUCUUCAGAAUUUUGAGGAGUACCAGGUCUGUGCUGUGACAGUUGGUGUUGUGGGUGAUAUUUCCAGGGCAUUGGAGGAAAAAAUUGUGCCUUACUGUGAUGGGAUUAUGACACAACUUCUCAAGAAUUUGUCUAGCAACCAGUUGCAUCGCUCUGUGAAGCCUCCCAUAUUUUCAUGCUUUGGUGACAUUGCAUUGGCAGUGGAAGAGUAUUUUGAAAAAUACCUAAUGUGGGCCAUGUCUGCACUUCAGAGCGCAGCAGAUUUGUCCACCCAUAUAGCAGGUGAUGAUGAACUGGUAGAGUACACAAAUUCCCUGAGAAACGGAAUCCUGGAGGCAUAUUCUGGGAUUUUCCAAGGGUUUAAGAACUCUCCCAAAACCCAGCUGUUGAUUCCCUAUGCACCUCACAUCCUCCAGUUUUUGGAUGGCAUAUACAUGGAGAAAGACAUGGAUGAUAUGGUCAUGAAGACUGCCAUUGGAGUCCUUGGUGAUCUAGCUGAUACAUUAGGAAAUCAUGCUAGUUCUAUGAUACAGCAAUCUGUAUCAAGCAAAGACUUUUUGAAUGAAUGCUUGUCUUCAGAAGACCUUCUGGUUAAAGAAUCUGCUCAAUGGGCCAAGUUGGCUAUUAGUCGUGCCAUUUCUGUUUGAGGGUGUUGCCAUUUGGCAUUUUUUAUUUUCUUUCGGAAAUCCAUGCAUCCUGGUGUGUUUAAGUCGAGGUCUGAGAUUGCAUGUGUCAAGUCAUCGCCAUUGUCAAGACAACUGAAAGUUUCUAGUCUUCACGUUGUCACUAACUCUUGCAUUAUCAUGAUGGGGUCGGAUUCUUAUGUCAUUCAUGAAGUGGAUUGGGAUGGUUUCAGAGAAUCAAACUUUUUAUCUCCUUUGUCAAGUCAUCCCGAUUGUCAAGACAACUAAAGUCACUACUCUUCACGUUGUCAUUAACUCUUGCAUCAUCAUGGAGUCGGGUUCCAAUUUCAUUCAUGAAAUAGCGGGAAUCUUUCAAACUCGAACGGUUCAAAGGGGGAGGAAUUAGGAACCGUAACAUGUCAGAUUCAAUAACUAGUCAGGUACCUCGGUCACUUGCUGUAUUACCACUCUCCUUGUGAUUUGUCAAUUUAAGGUCCAUUGGGAUGAAUGGCUGAGGAUGUGGUUCAAGUGCGGCAAUACUUCAAAGACAUAUCUCAUGUACUGUAUUUCACCAUUGUCUCACCCAGUUUUGGUUCCCUAGUGUUCUGCCACAUAUUUUGUCAAGUACACAUCAGUUGGGUUUCAUUUAACCAUCACCGCUUCUUUUUUUUUAUUGAUGGGGUUUGGUCUUUUUGGUACAUAUAAAUGGAGUUUGGUGGUUAUCCACAUGCUGCAUUUUUUUUUUUUUGUGGGGGAGGCGGGGAGCAUUCCAUCCUGCAUCCCAUCAUUGUUCUUUUGGUUUGCGUUUCUUUUUGGGUUCUUUGAUUUGAAUUUUACCAAAUUCUGGAGUCAGUUUGUUCAAAUAUCAAGCAUUCAUUCUUAAA